AUGAGUUAUAACGUAUACUUUACCAAGAUUCAUCCUUUUAUUUUAUACUCUUAUUACUUUUGCAUCCUCUCAUUGCCAAAUCGUUUUUCCAGCUCCUAUUCUGCGUUUCAUGUGCCGAGCCUUUUCAUUUCUACUGUGUCGACCGACAAUUUCGCCCCCGUCGCAAAGACCAUUUCAUUUGCCGAAAUUGCACCCAAUGCCGCGUGUGCCAAGCCGCCGGUUCUGAACUUCGAUGUGUUCGCUGCCAAGCUGGCUACCACUCUGUUUGCUUACCCAAUUACGGCCCAACUGAAAUGGGCAAGAGGGGCUCUUUUGUAA
Molecule: messenger RNA, 318 nt
Organism: Protopolystoma xenopodis
Lineage: Eukaryota; Metazoa; Platyhelminthes; Monogenea; Polystomatidea; Polystomatidae
Source: the annotation of a GenBank genome assembly